CUGCUCGGCUCAGGCCGCUUUGCUCCAUCCCCCCCGGCAAGCCUCGCGUGGUCGGCGAAUCCAGCUCGCGACGGCCGCACCCGGCCCUCUUGCUUCAGAAGCAUGGCUCUUGUCCUCCUGCGCUUCGGUCUGGCGUGCUUCCUGGUCCUGCACGGCUCAGGCGCGCGGGUCUCGACGGAGGACGCGGAGGCCCACGAGGCGCGGCAGGCCGAGCAGGGCAACGCCACCGACGCCGUCGGCAGGCAGGGGCAGUCGACGCCCUGGAUCGGGGAGUCCGCCUUCAACGACAUGAAGCACGAGUGCCUUUAUGAGUACUUCGACGCAGUCCACGUGCCCCGCCCCGCCCAGUUCACGCAGUGCCACGGGGCCCUCCCCCCGCAGGAGUGCAAGCAGUGGUGGGGCAUGAAGGAGGGCUGCCCCUCGGACAGGACGUGCUGCUCGUGCCGGAAGUCGCGGUGCGCCUACAAGGUCAUGGGCGACACGUUCAUCUACAAGGCGGCCACCGACUCGGGCUGGGUCGCCAAGUGUGCGCUGAACACGGGCCCGCUCGCCGGCUGCUCGGGCGUGCAGGAGAAGGCGGGUGGCUGGAGGUGA
Messenger RNA from Prorocentrum cordatum, 594 nucleotides. The record is from the annotation of a GenBank genome assembly. NCBI's taxonomy places the organism in Eukaryota, Dinophyceae, Prorocentrales, Prorocentraceae.